UAAUGUGACAGUCAUACCGAGCUAUCGCAAAUGAAGAUUCAUUUAAGGAAAUCAUUCAAGCUGCUCGAGCUUGCAAACUAUGAAAAAGAUAAGCAGCAAAUAGUUUUUUUUUGUCAAAAUGGGAUAUUUUCGGUUGCUUAGAGAGCUUUGGAAAUUCGAAGGAGCUCGCAAGCAGGUGGAAAGUCUCCUAAUGGCCUGUCACAUGUUAAACGACUUGAAGUUUGAAAGUGAAAUAUCAAGACCCGUUGGUUCCUCAAUUAGUAAAUCAUACGUUGACGCCAAACAAUUACGCAAAGCGAGACAAACUACAAUGGAAACAUAUCCUUUAUAGACAAACCAGCGCGAUAACACCGUCAAUUGUUAGACUACCGAGGGACACAACACGAAAAAGAGAUGCAUAUUAUAUACAAACACAACCUUCAUCAACUCACACAUAUCACCAAAAGCUGCUCGUGAUGUCAUGGUGAACUCAUGGUCUUUAAAGACAUGUACAGACCAGUAAUGCUAUCGCAGUAGAAAUGGCUCUUUGAUUGAAUACUAGAGGGAAAAGGCAAGUGUGUGGAGGGCGACGGAGGGAAAUGAAUGCAUGACGCGUAGAUAAAUGGACACAUCAAGGUGAAAUUUAUCAGCGGACGCUGGGCCAACGCUGGGUGAUUCAUCAAAUAACAAAUAUACUAGAAGACGACGCGUGCUCUUCCAAAGGAAGAACAAACCAAGUGCGUUAUUGUGAAGUGCUGAUCCACCUGUCAUAACCAAAAGAGAUCGCUCCACGCCGCUUACACUAAACCUAAUUCCGGAUAACAAUUUACGACUAAUUGGAACAACACACAGAGUUCCGUGUCUCGCCAAACAACCCCUAAAAUAAAGGAUCGGAAUUGAGAUUGCACAAGCAAUCUUGAAGCCUCUGUUGAUUGUCAAAGCUGUUGUCCGACGGCAAAGAAUGCAAGGCACGAGUAAGUGUGACCCAAAUUACUUGGUUCUCAAAUAGGCGCAAUCUGAUUGGCGUGGGUGCAAGUGAGUACGUUUCGCGUCAGAGACAAGACCACGGUCGUGAAAUUACUCGUUCGCGUCACUCACUGGCUUAUAAAAUCGUGACUGCCACACUCAGGGCUAGUAACCAGAAGGCCGAGCACUCCAAUUGUAAUAGGAUACCAGUGGCUAGAGGACAGGCAAGAGCGGCUAUAUGAGGACAAUCCACACGAUAACAAAAAUGCGCACCCGGGCUUAGAAAAUAUAACCGAUAAACAAAGUAUUCUAACCGUUAUUGAAGCACCGUCUGGGAGCUCUGAAGCACGGGAAAGCGCAGUUAUUGGAGAAAGGAAGAGAGAGCGUGGGAAGGAAGUAACAGUUGCAUUUUUAGAAAGAGGGCCAAUUUGAGACUCGAGCGAGAAAGGAGUCAACAUGGUUUUGGGAAUGGAACUUCAUGAUGCCAUCCCUCUUGGAAUUCUCGGAUUUAUUAUCACACUUGAGAGCAUUGUAGUUUGUUAUAUGGUCUACAGAUACCGUAUUCUCAGAACUUUUACGAAUGGUUUCGUGGUGUCGCUCGCGCUAAGUGAUAUUCUCUUUGGCGCGGUUUUACUACCUGUGAAUAUAAACGAUCAGACGUCCAUAUACGUGGGAUACCUUAUGUCAAUUAUACUAAUGGCGAAUGUGACAAAUAUGUUUGCUGUAACUUUAGAUAGAUACCUUGCUGUGAUGAAACCUCUAAUCUACCACGUCAAAAUGUCUAAAUUCUUCUACAAGAUUUUAGCCUUUGCCUGGAUCGUCCCAAUCGGUGUAUCUUUGAUCCCCCUUGCUUAUGGGACUAAUGUUGACACGUUAGCGCAUCAGAUAUUCUUGUUUGGGAUCCUGAUAGUGGGAAUACUGAUCCCGUAUGUUCUGAUACUAGCGGCCUAUAUCAUGAUUUUUAAGGAAGUCUCCCGGCAAGUGAAAAACCUAGCCAAGAUGUGCACUUAUCAGAAUAAUCAUGAAGCCUUGAAAGAAGGAAAGAGGGUGUCCGGAGAAGCGAAAAUGGCGCGCGUCUUCGCUAUCAUUGCGGGUAUAUUUGUAUUGACUUGGCUACCUGUUGUUUAUAUGACCACCGUGCAGGCGAUUAAAAGGGUAGACCUAGCUCCACCAGCUUUGGUAACUGUAUCCUGGUAUACUCUAUGCCUUGGGGCCCUAACAAAUGCUCCAAUAUACGGACUCAUGAAAGCAGACUUCAGAAAAGUGUUUCAACGCAUGAUUAAAUUGAGAAAAUCGCGUUUCAAUUGCGCGGAGACUUCAAGCUCGCUUGUCCCACCAGCUACUCCGGCGGUAAAUCGCAACAACAAUGGGGGGUUACCGUAAUAGACGGUUUGGAGAGUGAUCACCUGAAAGGUCUCCUUAAAACGGUCAGCGUGGCUCCUCAUUGAACUCGCGCACGAUUCACGAUGAGACAUGGCAACAUUCAUCAAUUAACUCGUGGGCUGAAUUGAAAAAGCGGCGCGCGGGCGGUACGAGCUCCCGGUUACGGUUUAAUUUCGAAACGCAGUUGGAAAAGCCGCAAAUGGCAGGUGAACGAAUUUCUACCGCCUUAACGGGGAUCAGGCGGCUGAUUUUAAAAGCGAUAUCUGCGUAACUCGAGAAUCGUGGAUUUAACGGCAAAUCCAUGAAUUCAAGUAGCCGAGGAACUAUUAAUUGCUGAAAAGACAUAACGUGAAUGGCAAAUUCCGGGCCGAGAUUCUAAAGAUGUUGACAUAUUUCACUAUUCAUCGUUACAGACAGAGUAACGUGUUUUGUAUAGGUAGACUUCUAGAAGUUUUGAUCAAGACAUCAUCUUGGGGCUAAACACAGACACUAACUUGGCAAAACAUUGCAUAUUUAUGAGAGGCCUUUGUCAUCAUUUGAAUGUUAUCAUGGGGCCUAUGCAUGCCUUAAAAUCAAACCCGAUCCAAACACAAUUUUCCAGGGUACGAGCCGUAAGUGAGAUUUUUCUCUGAGGUGUAGCGGUAUGGAAGGAGAUUUUGUAAUAAAAUAACAGCGGGCGUAUGGUA
Nematostella vectensis (starlet sea anemone) is the source of this 3014-nucleotide messenger RNA. Its product is annotated as histamine H2 receptor. The transcript has 3 exons. NCBI's taxonomy places the organism in Eukaryota, Metazoa, Cnidaria, Anthozoa, Actiniaria, Edwardsiidae. The record is from RefSeq and is a predicted model, not a curated record. Gene Ontology annotation, biological process: G protein-coupled receptor signaling pathway, coupled to cyclic nucleotide second messenger; chemical synaptic transmission. The coding region runs from base 1402 to 2328 and encodes 308 amino acids. Gene Ontology annotation, cellular component: membrane; dendrite. Gene Ontology annotation, molecular function: neurotransmitter receptor activity; G protein-coupled serotonin receptor activity.